Messenger RNA from Triticum turgidum subsp. durum (durum wheat), 858 nucleotides. NCBI's taxonomy places the organism in Eukaryota, Viridiplantae, Streptophyta, Magnoliopsida, Poales, Poaceae. The record is from the annotation of a GenBank genome assembly.
AUGCCGCCUUUUGUCAUUGGGCUUUUAUUGUUCACAAUAUUAUUUACGAGUGUGGUUCUUGUGUCCUUAACCACCAUCAGAUAUACACCAUCUUCUGGUGAAAGACGUAUCAGGGUGCAUACGGCAGCUGCACCUAUGGUCACAGAUCUUGGUGAGAUGUAUCGUCAAGCAGAUACUGGUGCCAUUGUGUCAAUGCUGGCUAGAAUCGCUGUUGAAAACUCACUGUCUGAUAAGCUGGACAGUGUCCGGCAACAAUUACAGUUAAAGCUUCCGAGAAGUUUGAAGGAAUACCGGAACCUAUAUGUUGUACAACAUCGCAUAGGCGGGAGACUGAUAUACCCAGAAUCAUUAAGAUACUUGCCAUUAUACAUCCUGGCCUUAUGCAAAUCCCUUGCUCUGCGUGGUGGUUAUGCUGAUGUCUCUCUUGAUGAACGCUGGGCUGCUGGUUUCAGUAUGAUGAUACUGCCUGCAAGAAGGCUGCUUGAUGAAGUAGUGACAAUGGAACCAGACAGGAUCGAUGAUGGCUUCACCUUCCUAGUAUGGUUGGGUAGAAUGCUCCAGCCUGAGCUCAUGAACGACAUUCUUGGAGUCAGCCUCUCAAACUUCCCUGAUCUAUCAAAGAUUCAGUUGAGAGAAUGUGACAACAAUCACUCGAGAAACUUCAUGGCAGUACUAAGAACCCUAAGGGAGAGGGAUUCUUCAUGUUACCAGUUGCCCCGCGUGGUACGGCAAGGUGAGCAGCCAAGAGAAGGCUUCCUACUUCUGUCCAAUCUCGUCGAGGAUCAGAUGGCUGAAACAAGCAGUUACAUGGACUGGAUACUCCAAAUUCACCGCCAAACAGAGCUCGUGAUGAUGUAA